UGUUACAGAAUGGAUGCGGGCUGCUAUAUUCAUGUCGCCAGCAAAUCUUCCUGUACUGUUUGGGACACAUAGGGUCUUUGUCCUGCAUGCUGGCUGCUCCUUCCUCCACACCUGACCUGAACACGGAAGAUAUAACUCACAGAUGCUUGGAUUGUCCUAGUCUGCUGAUUAAGAGUUCCCCUCCCCACAUCCCCUUCCCCCUGCUGCACAAUGCAUCGGACCAAACGGAUCAAAAUGACCGAGCUCAACCCGCACCUCAUGUGUGCGCUGUGUGGAGGGUACUUCAUUGAUGCCGCCACCAUUGUGGAGUGUCUGCAUUCCUUCUGCAAGACAUGCAUCCUGCGCUACUUAGAAGCCCACAAGUUCUGCCCCAUGUGCGACUCGCAGGUCCACAAAGGACGCCCACUUCUCAGCAUCAGGUCGGAUAAAACAUUGCAAGACAUUGUAUAUAAGCUUGUGCCGGGACUCUUCAGAGAUGAGAUGAAAAGACGAAGGGAGUUUUACGCCUCGUAUGCUCGUAAAGAAGCUAACACUGGCUCCAGCUCCGAGCAGGGGGACAAAGUCACUGAGACUGGAGAAUUGGUGGCACAUGAGGAGGAGAGCAUCAGUCUAUCAAUCCAGUUCUCAGAGGAUGCAAGUGAUGAGACACAAGAGUUAGCAGACAGUGAAGACCUUGAGAAGAGGAACAGUCUUCGAUUCCUGCGUUGUCCUGCAGCCAUGACCAUAACUCACCUUGCUAAAUUCUUGCGAAACAAGAUGGACGUUCCAAGCAAGUACAAGGUUGAAAUUCUGUAUGAAGAAGAGCUGCUAAAGGACUACUAUACCCUAAUGGACAUUGCUUACAUAUACCCCUGGGGACGGACUGGUCCGCUACCUCUCAAAUAUCGGGUCCAACCAACCUGCAAACGAUUACGAUUCAGUCGUCCAAGGAGCCUACAAGAAGCCAACCGUGGCACAACGUCAGAAGGGGAAUCGACCAGUGACAAGGCCAGCAGCCCAGCGCCAAUCCCCUCUACCUCCUCCUCCCUCCCCAGCCCUGCCACUCCUUGCCAAGGCUCUCCAAACCCCAACACUGAACUCCCCCCCUCAUCGACCAUCCAUAAUGGGCACUCUGCCAGUCGAGGGCGUAAAGUUACGCUCAAUGGGGUUCCAGGACCCCCUCUCACUUGAGAAUUUUAAUUGUCCAGAGUCUUUUAUACAUAUGUAUAUAUUACAAAAAAAGGAACUUUUUUAUUUUCUAUGGACAAGAGUAAUUUAAUCCCUCCUUACACCUAAAAUCUUUUUGUAAUGUUUUCUUAUAAUUUAUAAGCGGUUGGGCGGGAGUCGACACGUUCUUGUCUGAAUGUUGCAGCGUCCGAUCCACACCAGUUGGUUUAGAAGCAACAUUUUUGUCACGUUUGUACUUUGAAUGAAGGGAAUAGGCCUUGACAGGUCAUCCCUGGGGCUGGCCGCCCGCAAGACUCCUUUCUACAACGUGUUUCAUAAGUUAUUUUAAUGGUGUGAACUUUGAAAGACAGGAUAUAGAGCAGAAAUGUGACCGGAGGUCUUGCUUAUUGUCAGCAAUUUAUGUAUGAUGUGCACUCCAGGGGGCACCACUUUCCUUAUUGCGCUGUUGAAUGUAUGUUUUCAAAGUGCCCUCAGUCGCAUCUGGUCACCACAAUACUAUGGCACAAUGGGGUCCGUCACCCCCAUCUUUCAUAUGAACCCCCCUCCCCAAGCAUUUUGUGUCCACUUUGUGGGUGGGAUUUUGGGGUUGUGGGGUGUCUCUACCUGUCAAUAUAAAUAAAGAUAUACAAAGUG
Bufo bufo (common toad) is the source of this 1800-nucleotide messenger RNA. RefSeq names its product polycomb group ring finger 2 (gene PCGF2). The transcript has 10 exons. Gene Ontology annotation, cellular component: PRC1 complex. NCBI's taxonomy places the organism in Eukaryota, Metazoa, Chordata, Amphibia, Anura, Bufonidae. The coding region runs from base 211 to 1170 and encodes 319 amino acids. Gene Ontology annotation, biological process: negative regulation of transcription by RNA polymerase II. Gene Ontology annotation, molecular function: promoter-specific chromatin binding. The record is from RefSeq and is a predicted model, not a curated record.